AUGCCCGCGGACUACCUGUCCACCGCCAGGGCGCUAUCUCUCUCACCAUCUCCCCCGAUCCCUAUACCUUCUUCUCCUGAUAGUGAUGUUCAUCCGCCCUGGAGUCGCGCCGGUAGGCUAAACACCGGCAGAUCGAGCGGGCAGGGUGCAAGCUAUCGCGAACAGAUAAUCCAGCGCGGCACAGAGUUAUAUGUCCGUAUGAAUAAGAUAUGGGAGGGGAUGAGUCUAUGGAAAAAAAUCGGGGCUUGCUUCGCUGCUAUAUUCCUGGGUCUAUCCGGGAUCGCGUUCUUGGUGUUAACGGGGAAGCUGUUCAUCUGGCUUGGCCCGGUCGCUGAGACGUGGGAAACAUCCUGGCUCGCCGCCUUGAUCCUGUGGCUAUGUGUCUUUUUUGUCUCAUUUCCACCUCUUGUGGGUUGGUCAACAUUUGGGACUGUGGCUGGUUUUAUAUUUGGUAUAUGGAAAGGAUGGUUGAUUUACGCUUCCGCAACAAUUCUUGGCUCGACUGUCUCGUUUUAUGUUUCGCGGACAAUUCUGUCUGGAUUCGUCAAACGUCUUAUGGAACAUGACAAGCGAUUCGCCGCAUUGGCCCUGACAUUGAAAUAUGAUGGCCUCAAACUUCUUUGUAUGAUCCGUUUAUGCCCGCUGCCCUACUCGAUCUGCAACGGAGCUGUGUCCACAUUUCCUACGGUGCAGCCGUUGAUGUACGGACUUGCCACAGCCAUCAUCUCUCCCAAAUUGUUGGUUCCUGCGUUCAUCGGUAGUCGGAUACGUCUGCUCUCCGAAAAGGGCGAGGAGAUGAGUGCGGGAUCCAAGGCCGUGAAUAUCUGCAGUAUUAUCCUUACAAUCGGUAUUGGAAUCUUCACCGGGUGGUAUAUAUACCAAAGGUUUGAGCCCCAAAUUCAUCGGUCAACUUUGGCCCGCGCAAAGGAGCUCGAAGCCCAAGAGCGUGCAGAUAUCCGAGAUUCGCUUCAAGCUGAUCAUGCAGCGCACCGCCCUCAUCAUGGGUUUUCAGAAGAUCCUGAUGUAAACAAAGCCUCUCUCACAAUUGCGAGAGACGAAGAAGAGCGAAUGGGAUUCACUGAUCUGGACGACGACAAUGUUGACCUGAUUUUGGGUGACGACAGUGACAAUGACCAGCCGGGCUGGGAAAACUCGAACAGGAGAUCAUAUCACGAUGAGUUCACCGAUAAUGACUCGGACGGGUUCGCAGGGGAGGAUGGUGCCUAUGGUCUGCACACUCAUGUUGAAACCUAG
This is a messenger RNA of Penicillium roqueforti, 1254 nucleotides long. RefSeq names its product TVP38/TMEM64 family protein. Bases 1 to 1254 code for a protein of 417 amino acids. Gene Ontology annotation, biological process: vesicle-mediated transport; mitotic spindle elongation. The transcript is spliced from 3 exons. Gene Ontology annotation, cellular component: Golgi membrane. The record is from RefSeq and is a predicted model, not a curated record. NCBI's taxonomy places the organism in Eukaryota, Fungi, Ascomycota, Eurotiomycetes, Eurotiales, Aspergillaceae.